Messenger RNA from Cephus cinctus (wheat stem sawfly), 2372 nucleotides. It is a transcript of the gene SrpRalpha, whose product is annotated as signal recognition particle receptor subunit alpha homolog. NCBI's taxonomy places the organism in Eukaryota, Metazoa, Arthropoda, Insecta, Hymenoptera, Cephidae. The transcript has 8 exons. The record is from RefSeq and is a predicted model, not a curated record. Bases 192 to 2084 code for a protein of 630 amino acids. Gene Ontology annotation, biological process: SRP-dependent cotranslational protein targeting to membrane. Gene Ontology annotation, molecular function: GTPase activity; ATP hydrolysis activity; signal recognition particle binding. Gene Ontology annotation, cellular component: endoplasmic reticulum membrane; signal recognition particle receptor complex.
GACGAAGAAUCAAAUUGGAAUGAGGACACUAUACUUCCUUAGAUUACGCCAAUGUAAUCUCAGAUAUGGCAUGACUCGUGUAUGGCGGUUUCCGCUAAUCUGACGUGUACAAAAGUCAAACCACACGACCAGUUAUAGGUUAGGCGCGUGGAGAUCGAAUCCAUAUUUUCGUUGUAACAAGAUUACAAAAGAUGUUGGACCUUUUUACGAUAUUCAGUAAGGGUGGAAUUGUACUCUGGUGCUUCCAAAGUACCUCGCAAAUCUUUACGCCUAGUGUCAAUGCCUUAAUACGUAGUGUCAUCCUACAGGAACGAACUGGAACUCAUUCCUUUGAACAUGAUGCUCUGCGUCUCCAGUAUAAGCUAGACAAUGAAUUUGAAUUGGUUUUUGUUGUGGCAUAUCAAAAAAUAUUACAACUGUCAUAUGUCGACAAGUUUUUGAAUGAUGUUCAUCUGGAGUUUAGAGAUCGUUAUAAAAAUCAAUUGCAAAACUCACAGUGGUUUUUGGACUUUGACUUCAAAAAGAAUUAUGAUCGUAUACUUGAUGCUGCUGAACAAUGGGGAAGGACUCAGGCUAAAUUACCCAAGCAAAUGCGCACCUUUGAUGAAAGUUUUAAGUCUAAAAAGACAGUUGCUAGUAUGAUUGAGAGAAAGGAUGACAAGGAUACUAAGAAACAAGGCAAGAAGAAAAAAGGGACCAAUGCCAAUGAAGAUAGUCAAAUGAAAAUACAAGAACCUCUAAAGCCAGAGCCACCUAAACCAGCAAAUAAUCAAAAUGGUGAACUUGAUGAGGAAAUUUUGAUGGCCAAUCGUUUAAAACUCGCGCAGAAGCUUACUGGACAAAAGAAAAAGGCUGAAAAGCAAAAAAGUCCAAAACCUGAAAAAGCAGGCAAGAAACCACGAGUUUGGGAAUUGGGUGGUACCAAUAAGGACCUGGCAAAUCUAGAGCGUACUAGGGAUAAGCCUGAAGAAAGUGGAGAUUAUGUGCCAGCUGAUACAAACAUGAUUGGUCAGAUGAAGGGUGGAAUCCGCGAUUUGGAAGUAGAAAGUGAGUCCGAGGAGGAUUCGGAUGAGCCUGAAGUUGAAAUUGAAAAUGAGAAACCUCAGGUGCAAAAGAAAUCCGGUGGAAUGUUUGCUAUGUUUAAAAGUCUCGUUGGAAAUAAAUCCUUGAGUUCUGAGGACAUGCUCCCAGUUCUGGACAAACUAAAGGAUCAUUUAAUCUCUAAGAACGUGGCAACCGAUAUAUCCAGAAAACUUUGCGAUUCCGUCCGUGUAAAACUCGAGGGUAAAGUACUGGGAACAUUCGACAGCGUCGCCAGUACUGUGAAAUCUACACUGACUGACGCCUUGGUGCAAAUUCUAUCACCAAAGCGUCGAGUGGACAUUCUUCGCGACGCAUUCGAAGCCAAAAAAAACAGCAGACCCUACGUGAUGACUUUUUGUGGCGUAAAUGGCGUCGGCAAGUCUACGAACCUGGCAAAAAUCUGUUUCUGGUUGAUUGAGAACAAUUUCCGUGUCUUGAUCGCUGCGUGCGAUACAUUUAGAGCUGGUGCAGUGGAGCAGCUAAGGACGCAUAUGCGUCACCUGAAUGCUUUGCAUCCUCCUGAGAAACAUGGUAAUAAUACCAUGGUCCAGCUCUACGAGAAAGGUUAUGGAAAAGAUGCGGCUGGUAUUGCGAUGGAGGCCAUCCGCUUUGCGAAAGACUCCAAGAUCGAUGUGGUGCUCGUAGAUACGGCUGGUAGAAUGCAGGACAAUGAGCCGCUCAUGCGGGCUCUGGCUAAACUGAUUAAAGUGAAUGAGCCGGACUUGGUGCUCUUUGUCGGAGAAGCCCUCGUCGGUAAUGAAGCCGUCGAUCAGCUGGUUAAAUUUAACCAGGCAUUGGCUGACUAUAGUAACUCCUCCAAUCCUCAUAUGAUUGAUGGUAUUGUACUGACCAAAUUUGAUACCAUUGAUGACAAGGUGGGUGCAGCUAUUUCUAUGACAUAUAUCACUGGACAGCCAAUAGUAUUUGUUGGAACUGGUCAAACUUAUACGGAUUUAAAGUCUCUGAAUGCUAAAGCCGUCGUUCAUGCUUUGAUGAAGUGAAAGCUGUUUUGCGUAAUUAAGUCGUGGAUGUAAUGCGUCAUUGGUUAUUGAUUGGAGAAUUAAUGGAUACGCGAUUCCAAAAAUACUUAAUGCGGAUAUCGGGUUUAUUCGAAAGGGUACAAGAAACAUAAAGCCGUCGCCUUAUGAAAGCGACAGCAGAUGUAAGACACUACUUUUUGCUAAACCUUAAAAUCGUCUUAACGUCAUCUAUGGUACGCUUUAUUUAUUGUAUAGAUAGCUAUAUCGAUGAAUUUUAUAGAAAAAUUAAAGAUUAUGAAAAAAAAUGGA